CCCGACACGGAAGUAGUCACGUGACUGAGUCCAGGCAGGUGAUUCACAACAAUCAGGUCCACAGUCACAUGAAGACGACAGCCAUACUCAGUGCCACUCUUCAUCAUGUCGUCGACAGGAGUACUCGUCUUUCUCGUUUCUACGUUAAUAGCAGGUACUAGUGCUACCACGUGCUAUGGAGCCUCUUCGAGUAUCAACUGUUUAUUUGGUUGCUGCUCUGAUGCUUACUUCGUCUACUGUUGCCUUAGCAACGGUGCUGGCAUCGGCAUCAUCAUUGGCGUGAUAGUCAUGGUCCUCUCCACCUGCGUCAUCUGUCUUCGGGUACGACGUCGUCGUGCACAGUACCAGAACAUCGCUGUAGGGCAAAAGGUAUACAACACCCCGGGAACGACAGUGACGCAAUGUCAAACGGCAUGUUCUCAGCCAAAUGCUUACGCUUAUGGACAACCAAACACAGGUUAUGGACAACCAAACCCUGGUUAUGGACCACCAAACACAGGAUAUGGACAACCAAACACAGGAUAUGAACAGCCAAAGACGACGUACGCGACAGCCCCGCCUCCAUACAACGGUUAACGAGCACUGGGUGGACGAACACUUUCUGUGAUAUUAGUUCAGUGUGAAACACGCUUUCGUUAUUUCUACACAGUUUAAAGACAACAUCCAAAAAUGAUUAAUUUUGUAAAGUGUGGUAGCAGGUGGUAAAGUCAAGAGGAUGUAAUGACGGCUUUUAAUAAUGAUAUGCUCGAUGGCAGAGAACAGGCAUACGGCAAUAUUAGGAAUUGGUGGAUAGAAUGAGGUGUUCAAACAGUAUUGAAUGAUUAAUAUUGUCGUAAGAUAAAAAUGCAUCCCCAAAACCAAUGCAUGACUCUGCAACUCGCCUGGUAAUGGGGUUUCAUUAAGUCAAGGAGUAAGGGUGCGAGUAAGUUACUCCUAUUUAUCCUAUAGACAAGGAUGAACGCAACACAAGGUUAUAUACUCACUUAACUACACCUCAGUCCAUCUAUCAGUACACACCAGGAUCAGAUCGGCCAGGCUCAUCAGUGAGUGGAGAACGCACUCCUCUCUAAUGUUGAGGGUAUCAUUUUAAAGUGUUCGAGUCUGGCCUGUCUUUGCCACAUGUCCUCAUAGAUCAUUUUGAUUCGUUAAGAAUGAUAUCAGACCAUGACCUUGUUUGUGUCGUGAUCAGAAAACUAUACCGGAUCCUACUAACAGAUCAAAGAUCUCCAUUGAUUAAAUGGCGACAAAGGCAGCGACGCAAUCCCUAAAUAUCCUGUAAAUGUUAUCUCUCUAUUGAUUUCCUGGCUGUUUGCGUCAACUCUUCCUCGUGUUAAAGCUAAAACCGUCAAUUUAAGGUUGACUUUGUGAAAAAAUUCUAAGGUUUUGCGAUGCAUGUUACCUUAUAACAAUAUUAUUUAUAUUCGAAUUCAUAUUAUAUAAGGUUGGAUGGGCAUGUCGCCUGACACACCGGAACUACAUAGUUGCGUCCCCUACUCUUGCAGGAUCCGCUGAAUGUAAGUUUGAAUUUCAUAAAUGAACAUAUUAUGA
This is a messenger RNA of Haliotis rufescens (red abalone), 1548 nucleotides long. RefSeq lists its product as uncharacterized. The transcript is spliced from 4 exons. The coding region runs from base 106 to 576 and encodes 156 amino acids. The record is from RefSeq and is a predicted model, not a curated record. Lineage: Eukaryota; Metazoa; Mollusca; Gastropoda; Lepetellida; Haliotidae.